Molecule: messenger RNA, 600 nt
Organism: Amphimedon queenslandica
Lineage: Eukaryota; Metazoa; Porifera; Demospongiae; Haplosclerida; Niphatidae
Product: nucleolar protein 12-like
Exons: 3
Coding region: 1-486 (161 amino acids)
Biological process (GO): maturation of LSU-rRNA from tricistronic rRNA transcript (SSU-rRNA, 5.8S rRNA, LSU-rRNA)
Cellular component (GO): nucleolus
Molecular function (GO): rRNA binding
Source: RefSeq, a predicted model, not a curated record
AUGGCUGUUCAGGUUGACGGGAGGCAUCAUAUUAGGGUUGAUCUGGCCACACCUACUAAUGACACUCACUGUUCUGUGUUUGUAGGUAAUGUACCUUUUGGGACUGAUGAAGAGAAACUGAGAAAAGUAUUUGAGUCCUGUGGUCUUAUUGAUGGCAUUCAUAUCGUUAAAGACACUAGGACUGGCAUUAACAAAGGGUUUGCUAACUUUGCUUAUGUCAAAUUCAAAGACAGCAGCGCUUGCAAGAAUAACGAGAGAAUUGAACUAGAGGGACCGAAACUAAGAGUCUGUUGCUGUCACAGCGAUAAGUCAAAGUUCCAGACUAAAUUUGGAGGAGCCAAGUCCCAAGCUGGUCGUAAUAAGAAGUUUCUCAAGUCGUUCCAACCUUCAAAGAGAAAGGGAAAGACUGAUAAGAAGAAGACUAAACUGAGUAGGAAAGAGAAAUCAGUUAAAAGGAAAGAGAAACCAAGAAGAAUAAAUAAAUAGAUAAAUUAAUAAACAUAUGUAAAGAAUUAUAAUGCAUUAAUUACUUUUCUAAUUAGCACUAUGUUACUAAAGUAUACCAAUUAUCAGAUGAUUUCCUCCUCACUUUAAGAUUAA